AUGUUGAAUAAUCCCGACUUGGUACGGGCUUCGGGCGUUAAACCCAACAAUAAAACGGUCCAUUUCAAAAUCUGCUGUAACAAUGUCAAUUCCUCGCCUAAUGGAAAUGGAGUAAUCAUUAAAUGCCCGAACGGAGAACGGAAAGGAUUGGAUAGAGGCAGAGAAAAACCACUGCUGAGAUCUCCAGGUCGUUGUCCUGCUUUAAAUGAACAAAGCACAUGUCCAUCGCGAGCUGCGCCGUGUUCCAGCAACUUCGAGUGUUCCAGCUCGACGGAAAAAUGCUGCGAGACGGUAUGCGGACUGAAAUGCGUCGCCAGCGAAUUGACUGGAUGCGAACAGCUCGCUUUGGCAGCCACCAGGCGGUCACGUGCUCUGGGCACACGUGGACCUUCCCAAUUCAUUCCCCAGUGCAACAAUUUCACGGGAGAGUUCGAGCGAAUCCAGUGCGAGGCCACGGAGAAAAACUGCUGGUGUGUUGAUGAAUUUGGAAGCGAGUUGCCCGGAACCAGGUCCGCGGGACGAGAGUUCGUUGAUUGCAAUAAUCCGCGGCUGUGUCAAGCGCACUCCUGCCGUAUGCUCUGUCCUCUUGGGUUUCAGAUAGACGAGGAGACCGGAUGUCCGAAGUGUGAGUGCCGUGACCCGUGUCACAACGUGACCUGUCCAGGAGUAGGACAAACAUGUGAACUAAUUGAAUCUUCUUGCGCGCGACCACCGUGUCCGCCGAUCCCCAGCUGCCGGAAAGCGAAGUCCUUGGCGACGAUCUGUCCAGCGGGAGAGCCGCUCCAGAUAACGGACUCGCCGCGGCCUUUCCUCUGCGGUGAGAGCAUCGGGAAGCCCUCCUGCCCGCCGAUGUACCGAUGCGUGGUAGAGCCGAAUCAGGAGUACGGAGUCUGCUGUCCGUCGACUCUAAACUUGGAGCGACCUGGAAAAUGCCCGCCGGAAGAGCCAGCUGUCUGUGGCCCGCCUUGUCAGCACGAUUUGGACUGCUCCGGACCGCAAAAGUGCUGUGAGAGUGACUCUUGCGGCGGAGGAGUUUGUUUGCUUCCUGUCGGGCUGAGCGCCUGCCGCAAGAACCGGAUGCUCGCCGAGAUGCUCAGCGUUUCCGAGAAGCAAGGCCGCGGGUACAUUCCUCAGUGCAACGAGGCCGGUGGAUACGAGCCAAAACAGUGCUCCAGAAACGGGUUGGUAUGCUGGUGCGUCCGCGUCGACGGUAAAAAAAUUUCCGGCACCAUGGGACCUGCUGCUGCUGUUAAUUGUAAUCAAGUUACUGAUAAAUCUAAAGGACGUGCUCUGCCCACCUCAUGCCCACUCUAUCACUGCGCUCAAGUGUGUCAGUACGGAUUUAAAGUCGAUGAAGCUGGGUGCUCUACUUGCGAGUGUGAUAAUCCUUGUGAAGGAUUUCCUUGUCCAGCAGAUCAAGAGUGUGUAUUAAACCGCGAGAACGGCUGCCCGGAUUUUCUCUGUCCCACGACGCCGGAAUGCCGGGCAAAGAAGUCGUACAAGAGUCCCUGUGUAACUGGCGCACCAUUAAGUGAUGAGGGUGGUAAUGCUGUUACUUGCACUGGUACAAACAGCACGUGUCCCUCGAGUCAUAUUUGUACCGCAGUCCCCGAAGCAGGCCAGUCUGUUUGCUGUCCAAUGCUCCACAUCCUGACUCCACCAACAAACGGCACGUGGAAGUCGCUGCAGUGUCAUGAUUCGCGCUGUGACUGCGUAAAUGAGCAGGGAGUACCUCUAAGAACAAAUAUCACCACAACAGAUGUUGACUGCGAUGAAGUACGUGCUUUGAGUAAGACAUGUGAGCCUCCGGAAUGCGAUAUACAAUGCACGUACGGCCGGGAAGUUGACGACGCGGGCUGUGAGCAGUGUCGCUGCCGAGAUCCUUGCCAAGGAGUAUCCUGCGGUCCGAGAGAAAUCUGCUCGAUGGUCGACGUGAAUUGCGGGGAAGGCCAGAGCUGCCCCCAAGUCCCUGCUUGCUUAGCUGUCAAGCAAGGCCAGUGUCCUUACCUGGUUCCUAGUUCGUCCAGCUGCGAAGUCCACUGUAGCAACGACCAGGAAUGUUCCGAUGACCGAAAAUGCUGCUCGACUGGCUGCGGAACUGCUUGUGUCGAGCCAGUAGUCGCCACUGGUUGUCAACACGCCAGAACUUUGGCUGAACACGCGGCUAGAGAGUCUGGGGAACCUGCCAGGAGGAUUUAUAUUCCGCAAUGCGAUGAGAAAGGAAGUUUUGAGUCUGUUCAAUGCCAUUUGGGAACUUGUUGGUGUGUUGAUGAAGAAGGAAGAGAAGCUGCUGGUACCAGAGUUCCAGAUGGUGCGCCGGUGACUUGUCCAACAAUAGAAUGCCACCUGGACUGUCCAGAUGGUUUAGAUUUAGAUCCAUCUGGGUGUCCGCGUUGCUCUUGCCGGGACCCGUGUAAGGCCGUAAAUUGUCGUGGAGAAAACGAAGCUUGCAGGAUGGUAGAAGUGGCCUGUAGCGCGCCACCAUGUCCCCCUGUGCCGGUCUGUCUGCCUAAAAAGGACAACCCUUGUCCCAACGGAGCUCCUCUGUUAACCCAAGAAGGUUUGCCAGCUAUCUGCGGUCCCCACGGCCAGCACUGCCCAACCACCCACAAAUGCGAGCUAUCUCCGCUUGAUGAAUACGCGGUGUGCUGCCCUAAGCCCCGGGACGUAUGUUUCGAGCCCCCGAGACUCAUCGAGUGUCCUCCGACCAGACAGAAGGGGAUGAACGAUACUGAGCGAUGGUACUUCGACCCGGAGUUGAACGAGUGCAGGAUAAAGACCGGGUGCUCGGUCGGGCACAAUGACUUCUCCAGCAAGUUGGUCUGCGAUGACGUCUGCCCGGUUUUGACGCCCUGCGAGCUCCAGAGGGAGAGAAAUCUGAAGAACUCCCAGAGACUGAAAAAAUCCGUCUUCCUGCCCAGAUGCAACGCAGACACUGGAGCCUGGGAGUCUGUACAGUGUCUCGAGCACGUGGGGGUCUGCUGGUGCGUCGACAGAAAGGGAGUACCGGUAAAAGGCUCGCUUGUACGCGGCGAAGAGCCCAAGUGCAACUUCAGACAAGCGAGAAAGGGAGGCAAAAGUUCUCUGAUUGAAAUAGAUCCGGAAAUCGCGGCGUACAUGGAAAACUCUCUGGUUAAGCUUGAUGUUGAAGAGGAGAGGAUGGAGAAGCCGGUGGCGAAAUUACUCGUAACGAGAUGCGAAGCGAUGAAAGAGCGCGUGGAGGCGGUAGAAGUAACGCUCCGUUUUCCGGGACACUUUGUAAAUGAGGACACGAAUCGGUUCACUCGGGCGACCGCGGACCUGCUGCGUGAUCUGAACGCGAGUAUUAAGGACGGAAUUGCAGUGGAGCUGGACCUGGACGCGGCGAUAAUUGGAUUCGAAAUAGUCGGAGACAACAAAGUUGAUGUGGCUUUCCAUCUCGAGGAGCUAACUCGCAGCCGUAGUUUAGCGCUGCUGGGAUCCAUUGCCGAUGCUACCACUUCAAGAUUUAUCCAUCGGCCCUUAUCUUUUGAAGCUGAAGACAAGAUAAUGGCUCUUGAACAACGGGAACUAUUCACUGACGCUGAAACUCCAAUUUAUCAGACUACUACCGUCGUUCUUGCCGCUACAAGUGCCAUUAUUAUCUGCAGUUUUAUUAUUUUAUUCGUUAUUUAUCGUAGGAAGAUGAAAGUAAGAUAUUGUACGCCGAAAGGAGAAGAAACGGAUGAGCGUUACUUGGCAUACGACAAACAACCGGUAUAUGUGAUAUCCGGUGCAGAUAAAGAUGACAAGGACAUAGAGGUUGCAAGAGAAUUAUGCGAGAGUCACUCCACCGGGAAGGAAAUUGCUCAGACAUAA
Molecule: messenger RNA, 3837 nt
Organism: Cotesia congregata
Lineage: Eukaryota; Metazoa; Arthropoda; Insecta; Hymenoptera; Braconidae
Source: the annotation of a GenBank genome assembly